AUGGUUAUACGAGGCUUGGACGCUAUCGGAAGGGGUGAGCGCGACUGCUGGCUGAUCUACUGGAUGGAGUCCAAGUUAGACACUGAAUCAAGACGUAAGUGGAUUGAGGAGAGCAAGGAGGUGAGUGUGCCUACAAUUACUGAUUUUUUUAAGUUUUUGGACUCUCGCUGCGAGGAACUUGAAUUGGCACACCCAAAGCCCUCUUCAGAUGGCAAGAUCUCCUCACCAUCCAGCAACAAAUCACAUAAUUCUACCGCACGGGCAUUUCUUUCCAUCGACGAUUGCAGCGCAACUCAUAAAUGCAUCAAAUGCGGCUCCACAAAUCACACAAUUCCAAAAUGUUCAACCUUUUCAAGCAUGUCUAUUCAAGAUCGACGUCUUCUAGUCGAAGACAAACCGCUCUGUUUCAAUUGCCUAAGGGCAGGGCAUACGUCGAGUACAUGUGUAUCUAAGUUUCGUUGCAGACGUUGCAACCGACGACACCACACUAUGUUACACGCCGAGUCUUCUGGGCCGAUUCCGGAAAUACCGUUAACAGCACCGGCAGCAUCACCACAUGUUUCAGUGAAACCCUUUGGGUCCAUAACAGCAGGUAAACCUUGGUCUACCGCAGCUCAUGUUUCACAGCCAUUGUCUUCGUUCGUCACUCCUAUUGACUCAGACGCACUUCCUGUUUCCGAAAAGUAUCGUAAGGCUCUAUUACCUACCGCACUAGUCAGCGUUCGCACUGCUCACGGUUACUUCAUUCCAUGUCGAAUGCUAAUCGAUUCUGCUUCCGAACUUUCCUACAUAUCGGAGCGUUGUGCCCAAAAGCUUGGCAUUCCACGCUCACCAUCUCGAAUUGUUGUCACCGGCAUCGCUUCUUCAAAGGCUGUAGUCGUAUUUCCUUAUUCAUCAAGUCACGUGUGUCUGAAAAUACCCUCGCCGUAA
Rhagoletis zephyria (snowberry fruit fly) is the source of this 930-nucleotide messenger RNA. RefSeq lists its product as uncharacterized. NCBI's taxonomy places the organism in Eukaryota, Metazoa, Arthropoda, Insecta, Diptera, Tephritidae. The record is from RefSeq and is a predicted model, not a curated record. Gene Ontology annotation, molecular function: zinc ion binding; nucleic acid binding.